Oryzias melastigma (Indian medaka) is the source of this 4906-nucleotide messenger RNA. It is a transcript of the gene gria2b, whose product is annotated as glutamate receptor, ionotropic, AMPA 2b. The transcript is spliced from 16 exons. Gene Ontology annotation, cellular component: AMPA glutamate receptor complex; plasma membrane; postsynaptic membrane. Gene Ontology annotation, molecular function: transmitter-gated monoatomic ion channel activity involved in regulation of postsynaptic membrane potential; AMPA glutamate receptor activity. The record is from RefSeq and is a predicted model, not a curated record. Lineage: Eukaryota; Metazoa; Chordata; Actinopteri; Beloniformes; Adrianichthyidae. Bases 293 to 2932 code for a protein of 879 amino acids. Gene Ontology annotation, biological process: monoatomic ion transport; modulation of chemical synaptic transmission; synaptic transmission, glutamatergic.
GUGGGUGUGAUUCCGAGGAGAUCUCCGGCGCGCGGAGCGGAGACGCGCAGUGUUUCUGCGCGCUUGGAGGAGGUACAGCUGCCGGCGGGAGGGGGGACAGAGAGCCACUGAGCAGCGACCAUUCCUUCACUGCUGCCGCCGCUCCUCUGUCAGCAGCCCUCAGAAAAUCUGCACCAUUUUCCUCCCGACUCCGCCGCUCCUCAGUAUGAGUGGGAUCUAACGUCUCCGAGAGGGAAAGGACUGACUGACACCCCCCACCCCCCCGGUGGAUGUGGACGCAUACACUGCUGACAUGGAGAAGAUAGUGAAUCCGUUCGUCUCUUUUCUCCUGGUUUUAUCGGGCUGCGCGCUCGGAGGCUCUCCCGGUGUUCAGAUUGGGGGGCUGUUUCCAAGGGGCGCGGAUCAAGAGUACAGCGCGUUUCGGAUAGGAAUGGUCCAGUUUGGCACCUUGGAAUUCAGACUCACACCCCACAUUGACAACCUGGAGGUGGCCAACAGUUUUGCUGUAACCAACUGCUUCUGUUCCCAGUUCUCAAGAGGAGUCUACGCCAUCUUUGGAUUCUAUGACAAGAAAUCAGUGAACACCAUCACAUCAUUCUGUGGGACGCUGCACGUCUCCUUCAUCACGCCUAGCUUCCCUCUGGAUGGAAAUCAACAGUUCAUUAUCCAGAUGCGACCUGAUAUCAAAGGCCCCCUCCUCAGUCUCAUCGAGUACUACAAGUGGGACAAGUUUGCCUAUCUGUACGACAGUGAUCGAGGCCUCACUACGCUGCAGGUGGUUCUGGACACAGCAGCAGAGAAGAAAUGGCAGGUGACUGCCAUCAAUGUGGGGAACCUGAAGGAUGAGAGGAAGGAUGAGGCGUACCGCUCGCUCUUCCAGGACCUGGAGAACAAGAAAGAGAGGAGAGUGAUCCUGGACUGUGAGCAGGACAAAGUCAAAGACAUCAUGGACCAGGUCAUCACAAUAGGCCGGCACGUCAAAGGCUACCACUACAUCAUCGCCAACCUUGGCUUCGUUGAUGGGGACCUGUCCAAAAUUCAGUACGGUGGAGCCAACGUUUCAGGAUUUCAGAUUGUUGAUUUUGAUGAUCCUCUGGUUUCAAAAUUUGAUCAGCGAUGGGAAGCCCUGGAGGAAAAGGAGUAUCCAGGAGCUGACAGCAAAAUUAGGUACACAUCAGCGCUGACCUAUGACGCAGUUCAGGUGAUGACUGAAGCCUUCCGCUAUCUGCAUAAGCAGCGCAUUGACUUCACUAGGAGGGCCAACACUGGUGACUGUCUGGCCAACCCUGCGGUUCCUUGGGCUCAGGGAGUGGAAAUCGAGCGAGCGCUCAAACAGGUUCGUGUGGAAGGCCUGACAGGAAACAUCCAGUUUGAUCAACAUGGCAAGAGAGUCAAUUACUCCGUGAAUAUCAUGGAAUUGAAGAAUAAUGGCCCCGUAAAGAUUGGAUACUGGAACGAAGUUGACAAAAUGGCUGUCACCAAAUCGGACGUCUUUUCCAAUGACACCACGGGCAUGGAGAACAAAACUGUGAUAGUCACCACUAUCCUGGAAGCUCCAUAUGUGAUGCUGAAAAAGAAUGCUGACCUUUUUGUUGACAAUGAACGUUAUGAAGGGUACUGCGUUGAUCUGGCUGCAGAAAUAGCAAAGCACUGUGGCUUCAAGUACCAGCUGAAAAUAGUGGGUGAUGGGAAGUAUGGAGCCAGAGAUGCAGAGACCAAAAUCUGGAAUGGAAUGGUUGGAGAGUUAGUAUACGGGAAAGCAGACAUCGCUGUGGCCCCUUUGACUAUAACAUUAGUCAGAGAGGAGGUGAUUGAUUUCUCGAAACCCUUCAUGUCUCUGGGAAUCUCCAUCAUGAUCAAGAAGCCUCAAAAAUCCAAACCUGGAGUCUUCUCUUUCCUGGACCCACUGGCUUAUGAGAUCUGGAUGUGUAUUGUGUUUGCCUACAUCGGUGUCAGCGUGGUGCUGUUUCUUGUCAGCCGUUUCAGCCCCUACGAGUGGCACACAGAGGAGUAUGAGGAUGGGCAGAUCCAGACCAAUGAAUCGACUAAUGAGUUUGGCAUAUUCAACAGCCUGUGGUUUUCCCUGGGAGCUUUUAUGAGACAAGGCUGUGACAUCUCACCAAGAUCCCUGUCUGGACGUAUCGUUGGUGGCGUGUGGUGGUUCUUCACUUUGAUCAUCAUCUCGUCCUACACAGCCAAUCUGGCUGCUUUUUUGACUGUUGAGAGGAUGGUUUCUCCCAUUGAAAGUGCAGAGGACCUGGCUAAACAGACUGAGAUAGCUUAUGGGACUUUAGACUCUGGCUCAACCAAAGAGUUCUUUCGACGCUCUAAGAUCGCCCUGUUUGAUAAAAUGUGGACGUACAUGCGCAGUGCAGAGCCUUCUGUGUUUGUGAAAACAACAGCCGAGGGGGUUCAGAGGGUCCGCAAGUCCAAAGGGAAAUAUGCUUACCUGCUGGAGUCCACCAUGAAUGAGUACAUCGAGCAGCGGAAGCCCUGCGACACCAUGAAGGUGGGAGGCAACCUGGACUCCAAAGGCUACGGGAUCGCCACGCCGAAAGGAUCCUCAUUAAGAAAUGCGGUUAACCUCGCAGUACUAAAACUGAAUGAGCAAGGCCUGUUGGACAAAUUGAAAAACAAAUGGUGGUACGACAAAGGAGAGUGCGGCAGCGGGGGAGGUGAUUCCAAGGAGAAGACGAGCGCCCUAAGCCUGAGCAACGUGGCUGGGGUCUUCUACAUUCUGGUCGGAGGACUCGGCUUGGCCAUGCUGGUGGCCUUGAUUGAGUUCUGUUACAAGUCCCGAGCCGAGGCGAAACGAAUGAAGGUGGCAAAGAAUGCACAGAAUAUUAACCCAACUUCCUCGCAGAAUUCACAGAAUUUUGCAACUUAUAAGGAAGGUUACAACGUAUAUGGGAUCGAAAGUGUAAAAAUUUAGGGGGGAGUACUGGGGAGAAUGGUCGGGUGAUGACUCCAGAGUUUCCUAAAGCUGUCCAUGCUGUCCCCUACGUGAGACCUGACUUGGGACUGAACGUCAGCCUGACGGAUCUGUCCUGAUCAACGAGAAACUCCUGAGUGCCUUACAAUGAUUUCAGAAGAAUUUCUUUUUCUUUUUUUUUGCCCCCCUCUCAUUCAUACUGGCACUUUGUUGGUCUGUCUUGUGAAUUUGAAAGAUGUAAGAUAGAGGCAUCACUUUGUUGAUUGCAAAGACCCAAAUAAUUUGUCUCUAGUCUUUACCAUGUGCAAUCGCCUCUUAUCCUGGAGGGCUUCCACCUGGGAAGAGAAAAAUGGAGGCUUUUGUUUUGUAAACUGGUGACUCCAUGCUUUCCUGUCUGAUCUGCUUGGACCGUACCGAAACAGAAGCAAGGGCUUGACUGACAGCUGAGACUGCGUGUGAGAGUCAGAGGUUCAGUCAUAUCAGCUGUUGAGUGAGCCUGCGAAGAGCAUGGAUGUUGUCACAAACGCAACGUGUCUGUACCGCCACCGUCAAACCGGAUUUUCAAGCACACUUGAUCUCAUCUGUAUGAAGAUGUGGAAUUGUCUUUUUUUUUCUAAGAAAAUCUUAAGAAAACGUUUAUUGAAAAAAAGUAUUUUUAUGUAUUUUCACAAAAAUAGCUUUUAAAUAAACUUGCUUACAUAAUGGUUGGAUAUAAACAUCUUAAUGUGUGAGUAUAAAGGAAGAAUAAAUACUAAACAACUUCUAGUUCCACAUUUUCAAAACCAAAUACAUUGCAUAUUGGGGUGAGAUGUUAUAACCAUGUAAUUAAUUCCUAUUAAUUCCUGUAUAUUUUAUUCUUUAACAUUUGGUGUCAAUAUGAACUAUACGUCAAUAAUUGACAUUUGGAAUCAAACCUUUGGUGUUUUUCUUGUUGGAGUUGGUGCAGCAGUUUUGCUUUAUUCUUUGGUCUCAUUGUUUGCUUCAGUGCUUUUGCUGUUUGUGUUCUUCUGGUGACGAACAGAGAUGUCGCUCUGCUUUCAAAAUGAAACUAAUCUGUUUACAUGCAGUGAAUGAAGAACUGAAUAAUAUGGGAGCGUAGUAUGGCAGUAUAUAUUUUAAAGUGGCAUCAAAAAGUGACAUCCUUAUGGGUAACAUGAUGGUUUCAAAUGCCAAAUAAGUAAGAGUGCCAAAUUUCAGUGCCAGUAGAUAUAAAUAUAGUCUUAAUAUAAUUAAUCACUGUCAUCUCAGUGAAUGUAAAUGACUCUGAUACAUUCUGUAACUUUUGUAACUAGAUGUACAGUUGGUGGCUAUGACAGUGCUAAUACAGUAGACUUAUCGCUUUGUUUUUCAUUCACCAUGCUCUUUGCAUUGCUCUGACAAUGAAGUAGCACCAGUUGCAUGCUGUUGCCGGAAAUACUGCAUACGUUUAUUUGAUUACUGCCAAACAUGCAUUUUCAUUUUAAUGUUCACGUUGUGAGUUUAACACUUUGAAAUUGGAAAUACAAUGUGAGACACAUACAUGCAUACACAUACAUAUAUGUACACACACAUUAUAUACAUAUUAGCAUAUAUUUUAUACAAAUAUUUAAAAUAUAAAAAAGUAUAUCCUCUUCUCAGAAUGGCAUUGCUUCCAUUUAAUAUUAAAACUUCUUAUUUUGAUUUUUUUUCUUUCUUUUUUUUAGCUGUCUCACUGUAAGUUAUGAACUCAGUUAUACAGUUUGCACUUAUGAUUAUAAAAGAUUUUGUUUCUCUCUGAGAGUUAGUCUGUGUGAAAUAUUCCUCUGCAGUCAGCAGGGACAUACACAGUAAUAUAAUAUCUGUUUUUAAAAUCAACAGUAGAAAUGUAUACCAUAGAUGCAAUCACUUUCAUUGCAUAUUCAGGCUAUUCCACUGACAUUUUAUAUUUGGAAUGUGUGCUAACUUGUUUAUUUUUGGGACCCUUUCUAAAUAAAAGUUGCUGAUUUCUUGUUUUCA